This is a messenger RNA of Vigna unguiculata (cowpea), 1544 nucleotides long. RefSeq names its product ninja-family protein AFP3. Gene Ontology annotation, cellular component: nucleus. Lineage: Eukaryota; Viridiplantae; Streptophyta; Magnoliopsida; Fabales; Fabaceae. Gene Ontology annotation, biological process: negative regulation of DNA-templated transcription; response to abscisic acid; signal transduction. The record is from RefSeq and is a predicted model, not a curated record.
UCUCUUAUUUCCUUUCUCUCUCUCUCUACCCCCUCCCACCACAACACACUCAGAAAAUGUAGAAAUGCAACAAAAUUUUCUUCCAAACAAAAACGUAUGAAUUGGUCGGUUUAGCAAUGAAUCAUCUUCCCUUACCCACAUAAUCACCACCUCCAAUUUUACAUCUUUUUUGCCAGGUUUUACCCUCUCUGUCUCUUUCUCUGUUUCUGUCUCUUAGUUUCUUUCAAUGGCACAAGUUCAAGACAGAGACAACACCCGCAACAACCAUCAUUACAUUUCUUCAGCACCCACAACAACAGCACAAUCUCCAAUGAACAAUUUGCCCCGAGAUCUGUUGAGGAGCUUCAUGGGAGUGAACAAUCAUCACGGCCACCAUGGUAAUCAUCAGAAUUUGCCUGUACCGGUGGUGAAGUUAGAGGAAGAAGAGGAGUUGGAACUAAGUCUCGGGCUUUCGAUGAAUGGUCGAUUUGGGGUGGACCCCACCGCCAAGAAGAUAAAGAGAACUACGUCGAUUCCGGAGUUCGUGAGGGACGAGAUGGGGUACGCUGUUGUGCAGUGCACGGCGCCUCUGGUGAGGACGUGCUCGCUGCCGACGGAGACGGAGGAGGAGUGGCGGAAAAGGAAGGAGUUGCAGACGCUGCGCCGCAUGGAGGCGAGGAGGAAGCGCUCCGAGAAGCAGAGGAAUUUGAAGGCUCUCAGAGAGCAACAGCAACAACAGCAACCAAGGGUUGGGUCUGAAGGGAAUAAUCCUGUGGAACAAAGUGCAGGGGCUUACGCUGAGGGUGCCCCCCUGGGGAGAACCGUGUCGUUGACCACACGCGUUUGUGGACUCGGUUUGAAUGGGGACAGCGAGAAAGAGAAGAAGGAAAAGGGUGGAGUGGUGUUGGCGCCUCCAUCGCCUUCGCAGGGUUCCAUUGGUUCUUCGGGAACCUCAGAAGUUGAGUCUCGACAAGGUCAAGGACCAACACCAAUAGAUGUUAGAAGCCCUACUAGUGGCAACUUGCAGCCAGAUAGUGAGCUGAAAUCAGCAAUUGCAGCCCAAGCAAGUGUUGCAGAGAAUGGUAGCAAGAAUGCUGGUGCAGUGGGUGUGAGAAGUGAAUCUAACAAGCAUUCAGUACCCCAGAACAGAACCAAAGACAUUGUGAGGAACUUGUUGGAAGACAUGCCCUGUGUCUCCACAAAAGGUGAUGGUCCUAAUGGAAGAAGGGUAGAAGGUUUUCUUUACCGGUAUGGGAAAGGUGAGGAAGUGAGGAUAGUGUGUGUUUGCCAUGGCAGUUUUCUCACCCCUUCAGAGUUUGUUAAGCAUGCUGGUGGCGGUGACGUGGCAAAUCCAUUGAAGCAUAUUGUUGUUAGUCCAAGCAUUUUGUGAGGCCAAGAGAAAGAACCAACCAAUCAUCAUGAGUCAUCAAAUUUUUACUCAAUUGAUUUCUAUGUUCACUCUUGAACUCACUUUGACUUCUGAUCUGCAUGUUAUGUUCAAGUUCUUUUCAUCCUUUCAAAUCAUAGAUAAUAUAUUAUUAUGAAAGAAUCUUGUUUCUUAUUCA